Dermacentor andersoni is the source of this 2511-nucleotide messenger RNA. RefSeq names its product dnaJ homolog subfamily C member 2. Lineage: Eukaryota; Metazoa; Arthropoda; Arachnida; Ixodida; Ixodidae. Gene Ontology annotation, molecular function: Hsp70 protein binding; ribosome binding. The record is from RefSeq and is a predicted model, not a curated record. Gene Ontology annotation, cellular component: cytosol. Gene Ontology annotation, biological process: regulation of translational fidelity; 'de novo' cotranslational protein folding.
UCCAGUUCUUAAAUCGUCGGCGGCCAGACUCUCUGGCAAGCGUGUUUGAGAAUGCGUGGUCUGUGUGGUCGCGUGUUGAAGUUUGUGAUGUAGUGGAGCGUGUUAUGAUCGCUGUUGUGACAUGAUGUAUAACUAACAGGCUAGCUUCGGUAAAGACGCACGGCAUUCUGUGAUCAAUAGCUGUUCUGAAGAGCCGAAGCCUAAGGAGACUACGGCGCCGCAGUACCACUGACAGCCGUUCCCGCUUCACUAAUUCAUCGUGUGUUGAAGUCAAAGUUAGGUGACAGCGUCAUGGUGCAGCUUCUGGUGCUCCCGCCGGCGCCUCCCGGCCAGUCUGGUGCUGUCGCCUUCGGCAAGCUCACCGAGCUCAGUCAGGUGGAAGUGGAACCUGUGGGCCGAUGGUUUGAGGCAGUGUACCAGAAUGCUCACACCCGCCACGUCUCGUCAGCAGCAUCAAUUGGUUCCGAGUCAUCAGACGAGGGUGAAGGCGGAAGCGUUGCAGAGGACCCUGCUGAGACGCAGUACCUGCUCAGCCUCGACCCCAAAGAGUGGAAGUCCCAAGACCACUACCGAGUGCUCGGCCUGCAGGGAAAACGAUAUGCUGCCACCGACCAUGACAUCAAGAAAGCCCACCGGCGCAAGGUGCUGCUGCAUCACCCCGACAAGCGGCGAACGGAGGGCGAGCAGGUCAGGGACCUGGACCGUGACUACUUCUCCUGCAUCACUAGGGCAUACGAAAUACUGGGCAACCCCGUGCGGCGACGUUCCUAUGACAGCGUGGACCCUGAAUUUGACGACGACAUCCCAACCAAUUGUGCAGAGUCACGGAACAACUUCUUUGCCACAUUUCAGCCAGUCUUUGAUGCAAAUGCAAGGUGGUCAACCAAGCGUGAUGUGCCUCCGCUAGGUGACGAGAAUGCCAGCCGUGACGAAGUGGAUCGCUUCUACCACUUUUGGUACAGCUUUGACUCCUGGCGCGAGUACUCAUACCUGGAUGAAGAGGAGAAAGAGAAAGGCGAGAACCGUGAAGAGCGCCGCUGGAUUGAGAAGCAGAACCGGGCAGCGCGGCAGAAGCGCAAGCGGGAGGAGAUGCAACGCAUCCGCCAGCUUGUCGACACGGCAUAUGCCUGUGACCCUCGAGUGCAACGCUUCAAAGAGGAAGAGCGUGAGCGCAAGCUGGCUCAGAAGCGAGCCCGACAGGAAGCUGCCAGGGCACGACAGGAACUUGAAGAAAAGGAACGGCAGGAGCGUGAAGAAGCACAGCGUCUGGAGCGGGAACGGCAGGAGGAGGAUGCCAGACAGCAGAGAGAGAAAGAGCGUCGGGAAAAGGAGAACCUUCGCAAGCAGCUCAAGAAAGAGCGCAAAGCCCUAGAGGCGGUAUGCACGGAGGACGGGCACUACGCAGCCGAUGCGGAAGAGCACGUCGUGCGUCUGGAGCAGCUUCACCGGCUCUGCCAACUGCUCAGCCUGGAAGAGCUGCAGCAGCUCAAUCAAGCUUUGGAAGCGGCCUCCAACGUGGAUGAGAGGAAGACAUUGUUUCUUGAAAAAGCCAAGGCCCUUGAAGAGCGUCUGGAGCGUGAGAAGGCAGAGCAGCUGGGUGGUGCUCAGAGUGGGCGGAGCCAAGGGGGAGGGGAUAAGGGCUCCGCCUCCUCCAGUUCAUCCUGGACUCCAGAUGACGUGCAGCUGCUCGUCAAGGCCGUCAACCUCUUUCCUGCUGGCACGGCCAACAGGUGGGAGGUUGUGGUGGCCUUUCUGAACCAGCACGGAGCCACCUCUGAUCGAACAGCCAAGGAGGUACUCGCAAAGGCCAAGAGCUUGCAAAAGCUAGACCCCCAGUUGAAGGAGGAGGCCAACCGCAAAGCAUAUGAACAGCACCAGAAGUCCUUGGGCGCCAAGGCUGAGGUGGCUUUCAAGGAUGAGCCCACCCCGUCACAGCGCUUUGACGGUGACGGUGCAGGCAGCAGCGUGUGGCAGGCAGAAGAGCAGCGCCUCCUCGAACAGGCCCUGAAAACAUACCCGGCGAGCACGCCCGACCGUUGGGACCGCAUCGCCGAGUGUGUGCCCACCCGUUCCAAGAAGGAGUGUAUGCGCCGCUACAAGGACCUUGUGGAACUCGUGAAGACCAAGAAAGCAGCCCAGCAGGCUGCUGCAGCAGCAGCUCAGAGUGGUCGAAAGUGACCAGCUGUGCAACGGCCUCGUAAGCUGUGACGGCACAUUGCCAAUAAAAGGAAAAUGCCUGCUCAAUCUACGUCAUGACUGUCACAUGUGUCCCUGACAUUGACACUGCGAGAGGGUGCUUAUGGAGGCAACUGCUAAGCCUGUGCUAGAUUGCGAGCUGUGCAGGGUAAAGUUUGCCGAGGAAAAAGAAAACUGGGAAUGAAAUGUGAGUGUGCAUUCUCAAAAGACACUUAUAAAGUUUGUUGCACUGUGCACCCUGUGUUCGUGCUGUUGUACGUGUGUGUGCAAUAAACUGCACUGCACAAUUUCAGCUUGUGUAGUCAUAUUUUCUUA